Messenger RNA from Rodentolepis nana, 450 nucleotides. The record is from the annotation of a GenBank genome assembly. Lineage: Eukaryota; Metazoa; Platyhelminthes; Cestoda; Cyclophyllidea; Hymenolepididae.
AUGGGUAAGAGUCAUUUUCUCUCAUUAACGCGUUCGUCCAGUCGAAACUGGUGUUAUCAAUUGAAGAAAAUUGUCCCUUCUCACUGUAAAAUUAUCUGCCCCAACGCGAAACCCAUGGAAGUUUCUAUUAAUCAAAAUGCCAGAAUGCCUGCAUGGUUCGAUAUUUACGGUCUCUCAGUUGAUUCACCCCAAGACGAAAAAGGCAUCUCAAAAGUUGCUGAGCAAGUUUGCAGGCUAGUCAAAACUGAAGUGGAAACCUAUGGAAUUCCUUUGAACCGCAUUGUACUGGGUGGAUUCUCCCAGGGAGGAAGUGUGGCCCUCUUCACCGCAAUCACUGCUUCCUCUCUUCGUGGUCUAGCUGGCGUGAUGAUCUUCAGUGCCUGGCUUCCUCUUGCUCAACAAAUCACCGCUGAUAGUGCUCCGAAGAAGCUAACUGGUCCUAAACUUUAA